Molecule: messenger RNA, 1610 nt
Organism: Penicilliopsis zonata CBS 506.65
Lineage: Eukaryota; Fungi; Ascomycota; Eurotiomycetes; Eurotiales; Aspergillaceae
Exons: 3
Coding region: 206-1300 (364 amino acids)
Biological process (GO): transmembrane transport
Cellular component (GO): fungal-type vacuole membrane; plasma membrane
Molecular function (GO): transmembrane transporter activity
Source: RefSeq, a predicted model, not a curated record
CGUGCUGGUCUUUCGUCUCAGCGGCACCGACGCUGCCCUCCUGGCCGUCUUUGGGAACCUCCUCGGUGUCCUUGCCGUGGGGUACAUGAGUAUCUGGGGUCCGCGGAGUGGAAGCCGCACUCUUGUAUGUUCCUCUCUUUCUUUUUUUUUCUCUCAAAAAGGAUUCUCCUGACUUCAAAACUGCUAGAUCAUCACACGUCAGUCUAUGGGAUACUAUCCCAACAUACUAUGCUGCGCUCUCAACGUAUUGACCAAUAUUGGAUACGGCAUGCUCAAUUGCACACUAGGAGGCCAGAUUGUAUCCAAGGUAUCUGGUGGGUCUGUUUCUGUCUUGUUUGGGAUCAUCAUCGUCGCGUUGGUAAGUUUGGUCAUGGCCAUUUGUGGGAUGCGGAUCUUCCAGAUCUAUGAAAGGUUCAGCUGGCUACCGCAGCUUAUUGUCCUCUGCGUCAUGAUUGGCACGGUUGGCCCUCAAUUCGACUUCAGCACCCCGUCCCAGCUCCCGCACGAGCAGGUCGUCGCGAACCGAGUGACGUUCUUCUUCCUUUCUCUGUCGACCAGUCUGGCAUGGGUGCCUGUUGCAGCGGAUUAUUACGUCUACUACCCUCCCCAAACCAAGCCAUGGAAGACAUUUGCGAUGACAAGUAUGGGGCUGGGCCUAGCCAUGAUCUUGACUCUCCUGGUCGGAGUAGGACUCGGGACGGCUGUUGCGUCGAACCCCCGGGCCCAUGACUCUCCCGGGAGCCUGAUAAUGGCAGGAUAUGGCACAUUAGGCAGCUUUGGCAAGUUCUGCGCGGUUAUCAAUGCGUUUGGAGUUAUUGCAAACAACGCCCCUGGCGCGUACUCGAUGAGCAUGAACUGCCAGAUGCUCGGGGACGGCUGGCAAAAAGUGCCACGCCCGGUUUUCACGGUCGUCAGCACGAUUAUUUACGCCGCCUGCGCGAUUGGAGGCCGCAAUUCCCUCUAUGAGAUCUUCAAGAACUUCCUUCCCCUCAUCGGAUACUGGAUCGUCAUCUGGUUUGUCAUCUUUCUCGAGGAGCAUUGGUUUAUCCGUCGGACCCGAGGUUACGACUGGUCUGCCUGGAACGAUCGAAGACGACUGCCUCUAGGCCUUGCAGCUGGGAUUGCCUUCCUCGCCGGCUGGGCUGGAGCUAUCAUCGGCAUGGACCAGAUCUAUUACACGGGCCCCGUUGCCCGCGCUGUCGCAGGAGGCUGUGAUCUAGGCCUCUGCCUGGCAGCUGGCUUCACUGCUUUGGUCUUCCCUCCCAUCCGAAUGAUGGAAUUGUGGACAUUCAGACGCUGAAAGACCGGAAGAGUACGGAGUACCUCAGGGCAGGGAGUCAGGGUUUGUAAAGCCGGGAUCGUACGGUAUAGUUGAACAUGUCAUGCAUUUCCGUGGUAGGGCGUAAUUUGGCAAUGUGAUUUUUCUCGUCUGCUCGAUUUCUGUUCGUUUCUUGAUAUUGUACACUACCUGUCAGAAUAGCCAGUCGACAUGAGGGAAAGAGGGGAUGAGGAGGAUCUAUCACCACAAAUCACUGGCGUGUAAUGCAGCUUCCGAGCCCUGUUUACCAAUUAGAAAGGAUUAAUACAACAUGGGGUUGACAGGGAUAUCC